This is a messenger RNA of Propithecus coquereli (Coquerel's sifaka), 1543 nucleotides long. It is a transcript of the gene SH2D1A, whose product is annotated as SH2 domain containing 1A. Bases 89 to 475 code for a protein of 128 amino acids. The transcript has 4 exons. NCBI's taxonomy places the organism in Eukaryota, Metazoa, Chordata, Mammalia, Primates, Indriidae. Gene Ontology annotation, cellular component: cytoplasm. Gene Ontology annotation, biological process: cell-cell signaling; cellular defense response. The record is from RefSeq and is a predicted model, not a curated record.
GGUGGCUGAUUCGUGCCUGGCUGCAGUAGCAGCGGCAUCUCCCUUUUACCAUCCCCUGCCUCUAGCCCGCCCAGGAGUCCAUCAGGCCAUGGACGCGGUGACUGUGUAUCAUGGCAAAAUCAGCAGGGAAACAGGGGAGAAGCUCCUGCUCGCCACGGGGCUGGACGGCAGCUAUUUGCUGAGGGACAGCGAGAGCGUCCCAGGCGUGUACUGCCUGUGUGUGCUGUAUCAAGGUUACAUUUAUACAUACCGAGUGUCCCAGACAGAAACAGGUUCUUGGAGUGCUGAGACAGCACCUGGGGUACAUAAAAGAUUUUUCCGGAAAAUAAAAAAUCUCAUUUCAGCAUUUCAGAAGCCAGAUCAAGGCAUUGUAAUACCUCUGCAGUAUCCCGUUGAGAAGAAGUCCUCAGCUAGAAGUACACAGGGUACUACAGGGAUAAGAGAAGAUCCUGAUGCCUGCCUGAAAGCACCAUGAAGAAAAAUAAAACACCUUGUAUUUUAUUUUCAAUAAUUUAAAUAUAUGCUAAGUUUUGUAUAGUGUAGAUAAUACAGUCAGUGAGCUACAAAUGCAUUUCUAAAACCAUCAUAGUCCUAUAAUGGAAGCAUCUAGCCUGAUGUCAAAGCUGAAAUGGACUUUGUAGAUAAUGAGGAGCUUUGAAAUGAGGAUUGGAAAAAAAGUAAUUCCAAAGGUUAUUUUCAGUUGUUAUAUUUACAAAUGGGAAACAAUUCAAAGCAUAAUGAAUACUUUAUAAAAGAUUAAUGUCAAUUCUUGCCACACAUGAAUAAAAAUAAUCCUCAGUUUUUGUCAAAAGCUAUAUUUUUACCGGAAUAUUAUUUGGUAGUUACUGAUUUUCAAAUGUCUUGCUUAAUUAUAUGGUGGGAAGUUGGUUGGUGUCACUCGUCUUUGUCACAUGCAGUUCUCCACUAGUUAUGGCUCUUUUGGAAUUUAUGAACCUGUGUACUAUGUGCUAAAACAAGUACUAGAUAAAGAGUGAAGAAAGCAAGGUUCUUGCCAAGUGUUCUUAUAUUGGACAAUAAUCCACAAACCAAUCUGGAGUUUAAAAUCCCAUCAUUUAAAAUAUACCCUAGAUGUUUACCAUAUUUGAUGCUACAGUGUUUGAAAUUCUAUUAGAAAGACAAUGGAGUAGAUUUUUCUUUUUUCCGCUUACCUCUGCCCCAGUUGUUUCUAUUGCAUGUAAAACCUCAUUUUGAAGGGAAACUUCACAGCUGCAGCUCAUGAAUAACUGAUUUGUAAACAUCCUCCCCUUUGGGUAACCCUACAAGACCAUUUGAAAGCUUAUGGUUACAUUAAUUUUUAACAAUUCCAAGUGAUUGAAACAAGCUAGAGUCAGAUUUUUAUGCAGUAUUUCCUUCUUACAUUUAUAUUUUCAUGACUUUUGUGAUUGAUUAUAUGUCACAUUGCUUCAGAGCUCACAGAAUUCAUUCACUCAACAAGCAUAACAGGGCACUGGGGGUAGAGAAGUAAAAAUACCUGGUCCCUGCCCUCAGGUAGCUCACCUCUAGUUGGACAAGAAAACAAUAA